Molecule: messenger RNA, 624 nt
Organism: Aspergillus glaucus CBS 516.65
Lineage: Eukaryota; Fungi; Ascomycota; Eurotiomycetes; Eurotiales; Aspergillaceae
Exons: 2
Coding region: 1-624 (207 amino acids)
Source: RefSeq, a predicted model, not a curated record
AUGUCUCGAAAAACUUCUAUCUAUCGAUGGCAUAUGCCACGCUGGAUUCGGCGUAUUCUUUCUGAGACGCGCGAAACAGGAACAGAAGAUGAGCAUACAGUGCAGAAGCCAGAAACAGGAAAGUGCACAGAAAAAGAACCAGAGACAGACAAGCAAGCUGUGCCAGAUGCAGUGGUUUACAAGCAACCAGUACAAGUCUCAAGAGCAGAAAAGGACAUAACGCAGAUAUUAAGAAAAGAAAAAGGUUCAGCGCAAACGCCAGGGAAAUCUGGUAACCUGUCCAGAGCACCUGCAAAAAAGCGCGGACUAUCCGACCUUCCAUUGGAGCUUCUUCAGCAUAUCUUCCCUUACUUACCGCUACCAAGCCAGCGCUUGGAGCUAGUUAUUGAGUUGCGAUUCCCCCUUAUGCCUCGAGAAGGACAAAAAGCAUAUGUUGUCACUGAAGAAUAUCAUGUGCGAAUGAAACUCCUCAGUCAGCUUGAGGAUAGUUGUUGGGUCACCCGGCAUCUAGGGAGGGAGAGAUGGUUUGCGGAUCCGGAGUCCGUUGGAGAUGGGAAUGGAGUUCAGUUUCAGAAGCAGUGGUAUAAGCAGUGCCGGGAUUGGAAGAAUUACAUUCCAGAGUGA